This is a messenger RNA of Miscanthus lutarioriparius, 1074 nucleotides long. NCBI's taxonomy places the organism in Eukaryota, Viridiplantae, Streptophyta, Magnoliopsida, Poales, Poaceae. The record is from the annotation of a GenBank genome assembly.
AUGGGGAAGGGUAGUGGGGGUGCAUGGUGGGCGUUCCUCCUGCUCGCCGGCGUGCUGCUGGCCGCAACCGCCACGGCCGCCGGCGCGGAAGAAGAAGGCGGAGUGGACAACCCGGACGGCAAGAAGGAGGACCUGCGGUGGUGCAAGAAGGCGUGCGAGUGGCAGUACGGAGAGGACACCCCGCGGAAGCGGGAGUGCGAGAGCCAGUGCCGCAAGCGGCACCAGCAUGCUGACGCUGACGCCGCCGACGAGGAGGAGGAGGAGUACGAGAGCGGCCGCGGCCGUGGUGGCCGCGGCGGCGAGGGCGGCAAGUGCCGGGAGAGGUGCGAGCGCCACCACCGAGGGGACUGGUGGGAGAAGCAGCGCUGCUUGAUGGACUGCAAGAGCCGGGAGCAGGAGGAGGGCGGUAGCGGCGGCCGGCGCCGCGAGGAGGACGACGGCGACCGCUGCCAGUGCCAGAAGAAGUGCGAGCGGCACCACGACCGGGGGAGCAAGCAGCAGUGCGUCGAGGCCUGCGAGCGCCGGCGACAGGAGGGCGGUGGCGGUAGCCGUGACGACGCCGACGUCGACGAGGACAGCGACCGGUGCCAGAAGAGAUGCCAGCACUACAGCGACCGUCAGGCGAGGCGGUGGUGCGUGCAACGCUGCGAGCAUAAGCAACAGGAGGACGCCGACGACGAGGACAGCGACCGGUGCCAGAAGAGAUGCCAGCACUACAGCGACCGGCAGGCGAGGCAGUGGUGCGUGCAACGCUGCCAGCGUCGGGGGCAGGAGGACGCCGCCGACGAGGACAGGUACCCCGGCGAGCGGUGCCAGAAGAGAUGCCAGCACCACAGCGACUGGAUGAAAAAGCUGCGGUGCAUGGAACGGUGCGAGCGCGGGCGACAGGUGGAGGAAGGUGGCGCCCGCGACGACGCCGCCGACGAGGACAACAGCGACCGCGGCGACCGGUGCCAGAAGCAGUGCCAGCACUACCGCGACUGGGACAAGAAGCAGCAGUGCGUGCGCGACUGCCGCCGCGGCCGCCGUGGCUGGGAGACGGUGGCCGCCGGCGCCAUCCUCCAGGUGGUGUGA